AUGGCUGCCCUCAAUAUCAUGCAGCCUGCAAUGGCCCCUAUCAUGCAGCCUGUGAUGGCUAUUCCCACUACUGUGCAGCCAAAUAUGCCCCCCCUUGUUGUCAUUAAUGUCAGGCCCAAUGUGAAAAAACAGAUUGUAGAUUGUGCAAAACGAAGAAUCACAAGAUUUGUCUUGACAAUGUCUGCAAUGGCUGGUACUGAUGAUGAGAAGGCAGCACUUGUUUCUCUCACAAUUUCAGAGGCGACAUCUGUGCUAGUUACAAUCAAAACAACAAGUAAUCAACAUCAGCAAGUGAUGGUCACAUGGCACAACACUUUUUGCAAGCUAUUGGCCAUGGUACAGAGUUGUCUCGCCUUGGGCUACAGUUUCUACCACCCACUAGACUCCAGUCUCAUGCCGGUCCAAUUUUGUGGCCAUGUCAUAACUGCAUUGAUUAACAAUAUUUGUAACCCAUUAGCCUUCAUGCAUAAGUUUACGGUCGACGCAGACAGGAAUGUCACCAUACUUGAUUGGGUUCUCGAUGAUCCCUUGAUAUUUCAUGUUGCUAUCUAUUUCAUAUGGUGCAGUGACCUUAGCAUCUCAGAAUUUCUCUCCACCUCAACAUCACACCAACUCCAACAACUCAACUAUGCCAUCACCACUAUUGGAGCAGUUGCCAAGUUAGUGCUGCAGGAGCAGAUUCCUCAUCCACCAGUCAUCCUGCCAUUCACACAACUUGAAGGGAGUGAGACUUCCGACAACAUCAUGCACCAUAUUGGUAACCUGGACAGCGUCCAGAAAACUGUGUUUGACUAUCAGAAAUCUCACAUGCUAAACAUUGGGGACUUGCAGGUCUUGUCCACCAACAUACUAGCUCAACUUGACAUGAUGAUGGCUGAAGUACAGUAG
Messenger RNA from Suillus discolor, 888 nucleotides. RefSeq lists its product as uncharacterized. NCBI's taxonomy places the organism in Eukaryota, Fungi, Basidiomycota, Agaricomycetes, Boletales, Suillaceae. Bases 1 to 888 code for a protein of 295 amino acids. The record is from RefSeq and is a predicted model, not a curated record. The transcript is spliced from 3 exons.